UCUAGCAUGGCUGUGCGUGGACCGCAACACCCUCUUCGCGUUAACCAGAUGCUUGCCAGUUUCGGGCCGUCCCUAAAUGCCGGCUUGCUGUGUAUAGAGCAAAUGUAGGAGUCGUGCUCAUGCAGAUGUUGGGCCUCUCUUAAAGCAAGGCGGCAUUCACUCGGCUGGGGCUUGCCGCGCGAAUGCGAGGCAGCAGGGUGUCAGAUGGUGAUGAAGGCUCCAGCAUCAGUGGUUCAAGCAGGUCGUCUAGAAAGAAGAACGAUGUGCUGCCCCGGGACGGCCCUGAAGCGGGCGAAGGCGCCGACGAAGUGGAGACCGGAAAUCGUUUGGAAGUGGGCCUCUUUGGUGUCCUCUACACGCUCAGCAAGGAACGCGUGGAUGACUCGCGAACCAUCGCAACACUGAAGAUGCUUCUGGAUUUCUUGCAGCAGCUGGUGUUGCUGCUGGGCACCGAGUACGGCUGGUUUCCCUGGUUCACCACGUGGACCGCUUCGCUGACAUGGAUGUGGACAGGCCUCAGCUACCUGAAUUUCGCCGCAAAGCUAUCUAAUGUGAGCUAUGUGCUUUACGAGGUGGCUUUGUACGGCAUUGCGGGCCUGCUGGCUCUCAGCUUGGCGCUGUGUGCAUAUGUGGGCUACUGCUUCAAGCGGCACCGCUUCACCUACGUCUGGCCGGUGUGCUUUCUGCGGGUGGUGGUCAGUGUGUUCUUGCAGACCUUCUAUGUGUCUGCCAUGGGGAUCUUCUUCGUUAACAUCAACUGCCACUGGCUGGCGCCCGCGGACAGCAACCACCAACGGGGAUACAUGGACAACUACCCUACCCUAAACUGCACGCAAUGGCCAUAUGUAUUCAACUUGGUGGUCGCCAUUGUCUUGGCCUUCAUCUUCAGCGCUAUUGUGUUCGUGAGCACGAUGGCAGACUUCGAAAUGGACCCUCGGAGCGCGGGCCUGCUUGCGGCCUCGCACCCCAAAGUGGAGGUGAUCAACUUAAGCGCCAAGACGGUCUUCCUGCUGGCCUCGGCGAUCCUGGUGGUGGACAUCCCAAAGCUGCAGGCCAUCAUCUUCGCGGCCACAAUGGCGGUGCAGUUCUACACCACCGUGCGAUGGGUGCCGUUUAUGGUCAGCUGGGUCAACCACCUGCGUGCGGGUUUCAACCUGUGUAACACCUGGGUGUCCGUCAUGAUGGUCGUGCUCAGGUAUACUCCCUCAGCGCAAGACCCGCUGGGUCCUUCCGCUGAGCGCCUGACGCUCAUAACCAUUGCUGGACUGCCCUGCUUCAUCGUCGCGGGCGUGUUGGUGUCGUUCCUGCGGCUGCGGGUGGCUACGCGUGUGGCAAUUCGGGCAUUCCAUUCCGCAACAUCAGCAGUCAAGCCAAAAGACAUGUACAAGUUCAUCGACGUGCAUGAGGUUGAGGUGGUAGCCCGGGUCUGCCGCAAGCGCGGGCCUGAGCGAGACACCGAUGAUCCGGAGGCCCUGGCACUGGCGGAGCGUGUCCUUAAAUCCGGCAUCGCACUUUUCCCUCACAAGGCUUACGCCCACAUCCUGUAUUCCAACUUUCUCAUCGAGGUGGCAAGCCUUUACCAGGCCGGCCAGAGCCAGCUAAUGUCGGCCAAGAAGCUUGAACCGGACUGGGUAGAGCGUUUCGGCAUCUUCGUCCGCGAGCAGCAGCACAUGCAGCGCGCUCACACCUCCACAACUGGCGAGAGUUCGGUGGACCUGGUGUCAUAUGUGGAGUUCCAGCGAAACUACAGGCUUCUCGUGCGUGCCACACAACGCGCGUUAGCGAGCCAGCAGGCAUUCUGGAAGCUGCUGCUGCGGCACAAGGUGCACCUGACGUCGCUGACGGCUGCCUUUCGCAGCAUCAAGAAUGCGCAGGACCUGGCGACGCGCACGUAUCGGAGCGUGCUGGAGCGGUACCCAAACAGUGUAAAGCUGCUCCGCAGCUACGCGCGGUUCCAGGAGGUGGUGCUGAACAACCCCUGGCGCGCACAACAAAUCUACGAGAAAGCGGACCAGCUGGAGGAGCAACAGGCGUCCGUGCAGGAUAACAUACUGCUUGGCAACGACCGGCUGCUUGGCCAGCAGAUGGACACUAAGAAGAGUGCCGUGGCGGUCAUCAACUCGAGUGGCAUCAUCCAGAUGACCAACAAGCCGCUUCAGAAGUUGUUUGACUACAAAGCGUCAGAGCUGGAGGGACAGAACGUGUCCAUUCUCAUGCCCGCACCUUUUAGCAACCGACACAACGGCUACCUUGCGGCGUACAUCGCCACAGGUCAGCCCAAGGUUAUCGACACGGUCCGUGAGGUGGUGGCAUUGCACCGGCGCCGCCACGUGUUUCCCAUCAAGCUGGCAGUCAGCAAGCUCAGCGGCCAGGGUGCGGACUCGCAGUUCCUGGGCGUGAUUCAGCCGGUGGCAGCGAGCCCCAGCACCGUACGGGUGUGGCUGAUGACCAACGGCAUGACGCUCUGUGUCGAUGAGCUUUUUGAGGACAUGUUUGGCACCAGCAUCCCCAACUGCAUCGGGCGGCCGUUUAAGGACCUGGUGCUGGAGCAGGACGAGCUGCAAGGGAUCUUUGCGGAGGUUGGCACUCGCAGUGGUGUAUUCACGGCGGUGACCCGAGACCUGCACGUGGUCCACAAGUAUGCGGGGCCCAUUCCCGUGCACGUGAUCGUCAGUCCUGAAGGCACGCCCGACGAGCCUCUCAUCCUUGUGUCAAUAUCACUUCGGGCGUCAUCUUCAAAGGGCCCGAGCAGUGCGGGUCCAGGGGGCGCUUCCUCUGCCAGUGCAAGCACGGGCGUCGGUAACGGGCCGCUAAUGGUCCUGGACCGGUAUGGUGGCAUGGUGUUCGCAAAUACCGCCAUAAGCACCUUGCUGGGCUACGCGCACAAGAGCUUCCUGCUGCUGAGGCUGGAGGCCCUCAUACCGGAGCACUACCAGGCAUUGCAUGCGUGCGGCGUUCAGGAGCUAAUGCGGAGCAGGUCCCGGUUCGCAUGCCGGUCCGGGCAGACGAUCUUCAUGUGCAGCAGCAACAAGGCGCUUGUGCCGGUCCGCCUGUCCAUCAGCCACAAGGCCGAGGGCGAUGACAGUGGGCUGCUGUCUGUGGUGCAAGUCGCCAAGUGCUCCGUGGCGGCCGGGCUGGCGGAGCGGCGCGUGCAAUUCGAGGUGGAUUGGGCUGGAUGCGUUACGUCUGUAGCCAACCAGUCUGGUGAUGUAGUGAGCCGCAUGCCCUCUACCAGCGGACGCACAAGCGCGGCUGCGGCUGCGUCCCUUUCAAAGCAUGGCACCCAGGGCUCAGCGCCUGGCGGAACUGAUGCAUGUACUGGCAGCAGUGCUGGCUCAGCUGCUGGUGCUGGUGCUGCCAGCGCCUCUGCAGCAGGGAUCAGGGCUGCAGCUGCCGGUUCAGGCGCGCAAACGCACCUCUUCGGCUUGCCGCCGGAGGGUUUCAUUGGAUGCAACUUGUUCAAGCUCAUACCAGAGCUGGGAGCGCUGGCACCUGAUGAGGAUCUGCAGGAUGACAUUCUUGAGGAGUUGCGGCUAAUGUCCCUGCAACGGCUGUCCCCUGUUUUCCUGCGCGCAACUCUCCUACCGGCGGUAGCUGCGGAGACGGCUUUUCAGCGGGCAAAGGACGCCACUGCGGCCGCUGGCGAGGAGACGCUUGCUUUGCAGUCAUCCAGCAAAGCAUCGGAUGCCGCAGACCAGGACGGCGGCAAAGUUACCGCGCAUCAGCCAAUACACGCCUCGCAUGCGCAUGCGUCUUUGAGUCGCAGCGGUGCCUUCUCGGCAAGUGACGUUGAGGUGGCGGCCGCCGCUUCCGAGGCAGCUGCAGUGCCAAAGGAGCCUGGCGACGUCACCCCUUACAACGGGCCGUGGAAUGCCUUUGCAACCGCGGCCGCUGCCAGCAUUGCGGCCACCGCUGCAUCCGCCGCCCAGACGCCGGCGGGCGCAGCUGCUGCUGGGGUGGCGCCGAUACAACCUAGCCUAUCGCGGCCUGCUGAUGCUGAACAGGGCUCGCUGCACUCCGUAAUUCUUGGAGCUUCUGGGGCGCUGGCCGCUGUGAAGGAACUGGGCCACUGGCGCUCCCGCGCCAGGACUAUGGCCGCUGGCAACAGGUUCUCCGCGGCUGCGCUUGCUCCACGCCCCGUGAUCCUGGAGAUUGACGGGACGAAUGGUGACGGCAAUCUGGUCGUGUCCAUCUGGCACCCGGACAAAGUGGCGUCGGUGUUGGAGGUCAGCCGUGACGGCGACAUCCGCCAGGCGGUGCUGGACGACCUGCACCCGCCGGGCCCGGUGUUCGGGCUGACCGACUCAGCGCUGCAGCAGUACAACCUGCGGGACCUCCUGCAGGUCCCGGUGCACACCAGCCUAGAGGACUACCUGUUUCCAGUCAUGGCGAUCUCUACUCAGCAGCCUGACGGCACCAGCAGCGGCAGUCGGGGCGGCACCAUCUUAAAGCGCUCCGCGCUGAGGGGCUCGGCAUCCAUGGGGCCACGAGCCGCCGCAGCAGCUCGUCGCGGCGCAGGCGCGGAGAGGGGCAUGGUGGGUGCGGUCAGCAUGCUGGCAGGCGGCGGUGGACGCAGCAGCCGACGGCAGGCGACUGCGCAGCUGCGUCCACAAGUGGGGCCAGGCCGCAACGCGGCGAUGGUGCAUGCUGACGGGAAGCCGCUCCACAUCGUCGUGCAGGGAAUCGCCAAGCGUGGCACCAGCGCGGCAUACUACGUGCGUGUGACGCUGUCUCAGCGCACUGAGGACGUGGACGCGGCUGCAGGAGCCUCUGGCAAAGGAACCCUGCUGUCACGUCUGCUUGGGCCCGGCAUGCUGCUAGCCGCUGCCGCAGCAGCGCCGCGCAGCAAUGAGGGUGCCGGAGCAAGCGGUGGUCAGCCACUGCUAGCAGUGGAGCUGCAGUCGCGCCUGCCGUCUGCGUCCAUUGCAGCGGCCGGGACGAAUGCCGGCAUUCCACUGGCCACAUCAAAGCUGAAAGGAGCCGCGGGCACGUCCUCGGUCCGAUUGCCAAUGCCGGGGGCCAAUGAACAGGCCGCCGCGAAUCAACACAACAUUUCUGGGGCAGCGGGAAUGGUGGACAGCUUUGCUAUCGCAGCGGCAGACGGUCAGGCAGAGGCUGAUGCUGGGCGCAUACGCAUGACGCCAGCGCCGCGGGAGCAGCCCAAGUUGGCUUCAGAGUCACCGCGGCAGCGUGCAGCCGACGGCUCCGUGCAAAGUUUUGCAGCGACGGCGGCUGCUACGGCUGCCGCUGCGGUAGCCGCGCCCGCAACGGAGGGCGCAACUACGGGCCAUGACUUCGAGCAUGCCCGUGGCGAUGCUGCGGGGCGAAGCCUUCUUGGUGCUGCUGAUGCCAAACCUAUCAGUUCGGAGACAGUACGGGCGAGAACUGACCACCUCCAGCCAGCAGUGCUGAGUCCAGGCUCGGUCGUAGCCCACGAGGGCGAGUCCUGGGAUACGGGCAAAUCGGAUGCAGUCACGGACUUAGACGAGCUGGAGGCCGGACCGGUGGAUACCCCAGGCGGCACAGGAGCUGCGCCCCAGCCGGCGCCUACGCAGCUUGCCCAGGAAACGCCUGCGGCUGCAUACGCCGUCUCUGCAGCUUCUGAAGCAGCUGUACAGGCGAGAGCGGCCGCGGUGACGGGGGCACCCGUGGCAGUGGCCUCAGCAGCACCUGCAGCGGGCAGUGCAGGCCCGGUAGCUGCGCAAGCUCGGAAGGCGCCGCCUAGUUCAACCGCGGGGGUGGGGCAUGCGGGCGCACGGGCGGCUGUGCCGCUGAACAGCGCAGCCAACUCAUCUGAGCGCCGCAUCCUAGCUGACCAGGACACCCACCACGGGCGCGGCAGCGUCGCAGUGGCUGGCGCAGCAGCAGCUGCUGCCGUUCGUACGCCGCAGCAGCUCGCCUACGCCAGCAUGCAAGACCAUGCGAAAGGUGCUCGGAUCGGCAUGUUUCUGCCUGACGGUAAUGACGUCGUAAAGCACAGCGGCGGCUCAGCAGCCCGGGGCUCCGCAGUAGCGGUAGCACCAGCGGCAACGAAUGCAGCACGGGCCGCCCCAAGUGUCGCGGCGCGCAGCAGCACCGCAGCAAACGUGCCCUCAACAGCCGCUUCGACAGCUGCUGGUGUGCACGCCGCUGCUGCAAGGGCCAAGCUUGGCAGUCUUACAGCCAUGCUGACGGCGCCACGCACCUCAGCGAACGGCUCAGGUGGUUCACCCUCCACCACCGCGUCAGCAUCGGCCUUGGACCCUAUGGCAGUUCAGGACCAGACGCCAACCUCGCGCCCAAGGUCCAGCAUGCCACCACCUCCACAGCAGUCCAGCGGGACAGGCAACGGCACCCCCUCAAAGCCUGGAAACUAUUUCCAGAGUCUCCUGCAGCGGAGGCUCGAGCAAGGCAGGGCUGCGGUGCAGCAGGGAGUUGGCCAGCGCGCUGCAGGCCCCGGGCCUGUGGCAGAGGGCGACGAGGUGUCACGCUCCCUAUCCGGGUAUGGCAUAGCAGCGGGUGACGACCCCGCUGCUGCAGCUGACCCAGUAGCAGUGGCGCCGCCAGCUGCUGUGGCGUCUGCCAGCCUCACAGUUGCAGCAUCGUUGCGACGCAGCCGGGUGUCGAGCAUAGUCCCGGUCGUGGCAGACGCAGGCAUGAGCGUGGCAGCAGAUGACUAUGCGGCGCUUGAAGAGCUGGAUGAGGAGGAAGAGGCGGCGCUGGCGGCAGCGGCGCUGGGGGCGGAGGUUGAGCAUCAUGAUGCCGGAUUCCAGCGCGGGCGGCGUUUGAAGCGCAUUUCGCAUGUUCUGGAGCAGCCUGCGGCCCAGGCGGCCAUCAACCGCUUCUGGCGGCACAGCGUUGCCGUCACCAUUGCGCUGCUGCUUGCGCACACUGGCUGCUUCGCGGGCCUGAUCUACCUGAGCAACCAGCAGGCCAACUGUAUGAAUGACAUGGGGCGCGUCACGAGUGGGCUUGAGUCUGCGUACCGGGUGGCUGUGUACACGCGGGCGCUGGACACCAUCCUCAAGGACGAGGUGGUGCAUUUCGCCUCGGACCGUGGCUAUGCGGCUCCAGUGUACACAAGGGCCGGCCUUCCAGGGUAUGUUGCCGACAUGUCUCGCUAUGUGUCCACAUUCGAGGCGCAGCAUUUCGCCAUGUACGAGGAUGCCGGCCGCACGUAUGGCCGAGGCUCCGGAACUGGGAAAGCAUUGUGGGACGACCGCACCUAUGAAGUAUGGACUCUCCUUGAUGGCACCGCCACUCCGGCCACGUAUUUGCGAGAAUAUCUGUCACUGUUUGAGCUAGGCCACCGCUUCAUAAUGUAUGCCAGAGAGAUAGCGGAUAACUACCAAAGUCUAGGCCCACCCCACGGUAACCUCUCUGACACGCGCGGCUUUCAAUUCAUCCGAGACGAGGUGGUGCCGGAGCUGCUGCCUGGAUACUUCGGGGUGGCCACGAGUAUUAUCCAGGGAUGUGUCGCGGAUCAACACCUGCUGAACCAGGUCCUGCUGGCGCUGCUGGUGGUGGAGGCGUGCUGUCUGUGUGGCGCCGCCGUGCUGUACCUGCUGUACCGCCUUGUCAGGGUCAGCCGCUACCAGACCUCGCUGUUCUCCGUCUUCCUGGCCAUUCCAUCCGCUACGGUCCGGAUGUUAACGCUGCGGAAGCUGGAGGAUGGUGAGGACGACGAUGACAACGACGCCGAUGCUGAUGAUGAUGACUUGAACGCUGAGAACAUGGUCACAACCGCAGCUGGUGGUCAGGUUGAAGCAGCGACUGCCUACGCCAGCGCAGGCAACCGGCUUGCCACAGCUGCGCCAGGCGGUGGCAUGCGGUCCGGGAGCAGGGCAAAGCUCAGCCGCGGCCUAAGCCGAAGCUUAACAGCUUACCGGCUGCUGGGCCCGGCGGCAGUCGGCAGUGUGGGCAACUGGGGCGUGUCGCGCAGCAAGCCAUCGCGUCUAGGCGUGGAUACGACCGCCUUGCAGCCGUCGCCCCGUGCAGACGGGUUGCGUGCGGCUGCCUUUACGGCUGGACAUUUCGCUGGAUUACCCAGCUCAGGCGUUGGCGGUCCGGGUGCCGCCGCGGGUGGUGCCGGGGCGAUGCCCAGCGUGACAACAGCAGCAGCAGCAGCAGCAGCAACAACAGCAGGUGCAGCGGGAACGCAGACACCAUUGCCCACGGCAGGCCGUGAGGUUGCCCAAGGUAGUGGUGUGCCCCCUGCGCUUCGCUCCACGCGCGGGAGGAGCAUCUCCUUCCGCGACCACGCCCCACCAGGAGCGGCCACGGAGGAUGGGCACGGCAGUGAUGGGGCAAACGCGCCUGGCGCGGAGCGGGAUGCUAGGGGCACCAGGCACCAGCCGGGGAGGUCAGGCAGCAGGGCUGCCACGCCAUCCACCACCAACCGUGUGAGCAGCAGCCAUGCCACACCCGUGCAAACGCCCACACGUUAUUCGGCUUCUGCUCAGGCUGGGGAACAUUGGCCUCCAAGCACCGUGGCCCCCAGCCUGGAGGAUGGUAGCCCGGGGCCCGCUGGCAUGAGUGACAGCAGCGUGCUUUAUGAUGCAGACAUUGUGGCGGAGCUGCAAGGCGCUGCCGCGUCACGCCAGCGGCACUCGGCGCAGGGGGGCUUGCUGGGUAGCAAGCGUCUGGGCAAGGCAGUUCACGCUACCGUCAGCCGGGGCCGGUCCCUGGGGCAGCGGGCCCUGGCAGCGGCGGCGUCCAGCCGUCACCACGUGGGCCGCUUUGCACGCCAGCUGCUAAAGCGGCGCAGCGUCAUGACGGGCACAAACAAGAUCCUGAUCGCCAACAGCCUGAAGGACUGCUGGCGGCUGCUGCCCAUCGUCGCCUGGGCUACCCUGGUCAUCUCGCUCUACGCCUACACCUACACAAUUAGCGACUGGGCGACGGCCCCACUAGACACCGUAACCAUCACCUCAUUCACUCUAGCAAGGAACGUCCGCAUGGUGUAUUUUGCGCACGAGCUGUGUGCAAACAACACCGUGGAAGCCAUUGCCGCCUCCAAGGCGCAGCUAAACCGGACCAUAGGGAUGGUUGCCCAGGACUACGCACUGCUGCUUUUUGGGAAGCGGUACGAGGCCCCUGAAGCAGUAGCUUCAGCCCCGGCUUUGUCGGACGCGGGGUACCAGGUGCACGGAGGGCACGCUGGCAUUGCUCGGCUUGGGGGCCACGUGGGGGACACUCUGUACAAGGGUCUGAACCCUGACGGUAGCGGCGGCAACUGCCUACGGCAGAACGCGUCCACCUGCUUUCCGCUUGGGCACCCCUAUGCCGUGCCAUCACUCAAUGGACUGGAUGUGGCGUUUCGGCAUAGCAUUGAAGCUGCAGAGGCACUUGUUGCCGCGCCUGAUGACCAGAUUAACAUUGCCAAUCGCUUUCUGGACUUCUUGUUCAAGGUGACCAGCAACGAUGUGCAGAGCGCACUGCUGUCACUGCGCGGGUACUUUGACCAGCAGCUUCAUGAUGCCAUGGGCACCUGGCAAGCUGUGCACAUUGGGCUAUUCGUGGCUACCGUGGUGCUGUUUGGGCUGUUCCUAGUUGCCUUCGUGCGGCCGUUUGUGCGUUCCACCCGUGAUGAAGCGGCGCACGUGGCAAACAUGUUGUCGGACCUGCCUCCUGAGGUGGACAUCAUCCGACUGGUGGAGGCGGCACUGGGUGUGGGCGAUAGCAGCAAGACUGGAAAGGGCAAUGCAGCAGGGGCAAAUGCGAAAGACGAUGCAGGGGAUGUGGCAGGGGCACCAAAGGCUGCCACCCAAAUGAGAGUAGCAGCGGUGCGCGCAGGCACGCUGAGCAACUGGCUGGAUAAGGCUGGGGUCGUGUAGCGGACAGUGACAGUUGCCACAAGACGUGCACGUCACCUUGCGUGGCGCAAUAUCGUAUACACUAUGAUAUGCGCGGCUGUGUUUCAUUCCUAUGAUAUGGUAUUUCGUAAAUUGUGAUGCAUUAACGCUUUUUGCAAUGCCCCAUAUUGCACAACCGCAUUCACAAUGAUGGCUGUGCUGAAGGUCGAUGUACAUUUGAAAGGAGCAACAUUGACCAAUCUUGAAUGGCUGGUGUUACCAACUUAUUGUACUGUGAACUGGUCACAGAUCAUUACCAGAAGCGGUUGUGCAUGUAAGGUACUGGUGCCUGGUUAGGGUUCGGCAGGAGCGCAUAGCAAUGUGACAACUCAGUGCGUGGAGUAUGGCUGCUCGGAUGUGUUUGGAUGAGUGCUGCGACGGUUUGUUGUGCUUGGCCGCUGGACAUACUGGGCACAUGGUGUAUGUACGUACUGAACCCAGCUGUGCCCGGUAGAUGGAUGCAACACUAUGGACAACAAGGGGCUGUUACAAGAGGGACCAUCUCCUGCCCGAGAACAGAGACUGCUGUGACAAGCGGCGUAAUAACAAUGGGCAGAGGAUAGUGGCACGAGCUCAGCAAAUUUUUUUUGCGGAACUUUACUGAAUGGGCGGCCGUCAUCCUUGAGAGGCCUGAACCGCCUGAAGCCUUCUGCAAACUCCGAUGCAGGAUCCGUCUGUGGGGUCCCUGCCCUCAGUCCCCAAGGGUCACAUUGCUGCUGGACGCUCCUGGCCCAGCCGACAUCUUACUUACUGAUGAAGUACACGCUAAUGAGGUUUCCCGGUGAUGCAUUAUAUGGUAUGCACACUUGCACAGGUGUCAGCAGCCAGCAGAGCAGCCAGGCGAGUUGACCUGUGCGGCGAUGGACCUGGCACGAUGUGCGCUUUCGCUUUCAGGGCUUUGGCGACGUUAAGCCUUAGCCCAAUAGAUUGUAAUACAUAGCCUGAAUGUAAUUUCAAGACAAC
Chlamydomonas reinhardtii is the source of this 10796-nucleotide messenger RNA. RefSeq lists its product as uncharacterized. NCBI's taxonomy places the organism in Eukaryota, Viridiplantae, Chlorophyta, Chlorophyceae, Chlamydomonadales, Chlamydomonadaceae. The transcript has 45 exons. Bases 408 to 9815 code for a protein of 3135 amino acids. Gene Ontology annotation, biological process: regulation of DNA-templated transcription. The record is from RefSeq and is a predicted model, not a curated record.